CGAGGGAGGAGGUGAGAGCUGAGGGCUUGGAGGUGUCCCGGGAGAGGUGGGGGUCCUGUGGGGGUUCCUGUGCGCCCCCGGGAACCUUGGCGGAGGUGUACUCGUGGGUGAAGGCUGCCAGGACGCCCCCUAGGUGGUGGUGUUGGUGGUGGUGGUGGUGGCGGCUGUCCAGGCUCGCUACGCCCCUACGAGAGAUCACAACAUGGACUGGAAGGCAAUGAUCUCAGGCAACCAGCAGUUCAAGGAUGCUAGGAUUCUGUACUCCCUCUUAAAUAAUGAUGGGGAACUUUCAUCAAUGGAGAAGAGAGAAAUGGUAGGGUUUGACAGCAGUGAAAGGGCAUUUGAAGGAUUCCAACACCCCUUCUACUACCACCAACGCCAACAGCAGACAGCAGCAAGGGACCCUGUGGUAUUCAGUCGCCUCAGCGCUCUCACAGGGGGCGUUCCUUUCUCCCGGGGCUCCCUCAAUGAUAUGACCUUGGGAGCGUACCAACAGCAAGUCCCAGCAGCUCCCCAGGCCCCCUCACACCCUCAUAAGGAUAUUGCUAUGGGUGGGAGUGUGUAGGAUGUUUGUGUGAUGGGUGUGUCUCCUCCUCCUCUUCUUCUCCUUCUUCUUCUUCUUCCUUCUCCUCCUCGUCUUCUUCUUCCUCUCUCGUCUUCUCUUAAUUCUUCCUCGUCUAUUUCUUAUUAUUGAAUUGGUCUUCUUGU
Molecule: messenger RNA, 708 nt
Organism: Portunus trituberculatus (swimming crab)
Lineage: Eukaryota; Metazoa; Arthropoda; Malacostraca; Decapoda; Portunidae
Exons: 3
Coding region: 203-565 (120 amino acids)
Source: RefSeq, a predicted model, not a curated record